Molecule: messenger RNA, 2988 nt
Organism: Ziziphus jujuba (common jujube)
Lineage: Eukaryota; Viridiplantae; Streptophyta; Magnoliopsida; Rosales; Rhamnaceae
Product: receptor-like protein 6
Exons: 1
Coding region: 1-2988 (995 amino acids)
Molecular function (GO): protein binding
Source: RefSeq, a predicted model, not a curated record
AUGAAAUUUUGGAAUUCUGCUGCUGAUUGCUGUUCUUGGGAUGGUGUCUUAUGCAACAAGGAAACUGGUCAUGUAUUAAGCCUAGACCUCAGCAACAGUUGGAUUUAUGGUCCACUGCUUUCUAACAGCAGCCUUUUCAACUUGCAAAGUCUUCGAAAGCUCAACCUUGCCUUCAACAACUUCAGUCCAUCUCCGAUUCCAUCUGAGUUUCACCAGCUUUCAAGGUUAACUCAUCUCAAUCUCUCCUUUUCUAUGUUUUCUGGUUUCAUUCCAUCUCAAAUUUCAAGGCUGACACGUUUGGUUUCCCUUGAUCUUUCUUUCAAUAUUAACCAUGAUGGAAGUCUUUUGAAACUAAGAGAAGGAGAACUUGGAAAGCUCACGAAAAGCAUGACAAAUUUAAGACAGCUUCAUCUUAAUUUGGUCAAUCUUUCUUCCUCUGUUCCUGAACACAUAGGGAAUUUGUCUUCCUUAACACAUCUCUCUUUUGAGAGAUGCCUUUUGCAUGGUCAAUUCCCAAAGAGUAUCUUCCAGUUGCCUAAGAUAAUGUCGAUUCGUAUGUCCGGAAACAGUGAUCUUACCGGUUCUCUUCCAGAAUUCCACUCUGGUAGUAUGCUGAAGUUAUUGGAUCUUUCCAAAACCAGUUUCUCAGGAAAACUGCCAGUUUCAAUUGGCAAGCUAAGAUUCUUGAAUUUCAUGGAUCUUAAAAAGUGCAGCUUUUUGGGGGUUGUUCCAUCUUCUCUUUGGAACCUUUCUGAACUCUCAUAUCUUCGCCUCUCAUCAAAUCAUUUCAAUGGCCAACUUCCGUAUAGGGUAGGGAACCUUGCAAAGCUCACUACAAUUGAUCUUUCUGGUAAUCAAUUUAGUGGUGAAUUGCCUUCUUCACUUGGAAACCUCACACAGUUGACAUAUUUGUUUCUUGAUGACAAUAAUUUCAGUGGCCAAAUUCCGUCUUCACUUGGAAAUCUCUCACAGUUAGAAAUGUUGAAACUUUCAACAAAUCUUUUUGAUGGAAAAUUCCCAAGCUUACCCCCACAUCAGAUCAAAUCUAUCCAUCUUCAGAACAAUAAUUUGACAGGUUCAAUUCCAUCCACUAUUCAAAAUCUCACAUUUCUUGAAUGUCUUGAUCUGUCAUAUAAUUCUUUCACUGGUGUCAUUCCUUGGUCUUUGUUUAAAUUGCCUUCUCUUGCAUACUUAUCUUUGAAAAACAAUCAGCUUUCUGGAUCUCUUAAUAUCCAAAACAUUUCUGAUCAUUCAUCCAAGUUGGAAAACCUGUUUUUAAGUAAAAACAAUUUAACUGGACACAUUCCAAGUUCCAUAUCCAAACUCAAAAUGCUCAAAGAAUUGUGCCUUGAUUCAAAUGAUUUAAGUGGCAGUCUUGAUUUUGACACAAUCUUUUUGGGGUUGAGUUCGCUUCAUGAUCUUUUGCUUUCGAAUAAUAGAGGCCUAUCUGUCACAAAUAAUGUAAGUAGGAGUUCUUCUUCUUGUUCAUCUUCUUGUUCUUCUCAUCAUCUCCCCAAGUUGCAUAUCUUAUCAUUUUCCUCAUGUAACAUUAGUGAAUUUCCAAUGUUCCUGAAAACACAAGAUGAAUUGGAAUCCUUAAACUUUUCCCACAAUAGGAUUUCUGGCCCAAUUCCCAAAUGGUUCUUGAACAUAGGGACAGAGACCUUGAAGAUUCUGGAUCUUUCUUAUAACAACUUUAGUGGUUGGGAAGAACCCCCCUUAGUUCUUCCAUGGAAGAAACUGUAUUUACUAGACCUGCAUUCCAACAUGUUGCGAGGACCAGUUGCUGUUCCACCAAUGUCCACCAGGUACUUUUCUUUAUCAGGAAAUAGCUUGGUUGGAAGAAUUGAUCCAUUGUUCUGUAAACUGGGGGAUCUUCAAUAUCUUGAUUUGUCAAGUAACAAUUUGAGUGGUACUAUUCCUCAAUGUUUGGGUAACUUCAAUAGCUCGCUGUUGGUUGUAAAUCUAAGAAUAAACCACUUUCAUGGUAAAAUGCCUCAGACUUGUGGAGAUAGAAGCAAAUUGAAGACAUUGGACUUGAGCUGCAACCAACUAUAUGGGAAGAUGCCAAGCUCACUCAUUAAAUGUGAAGAGCUACAAAUUUUAAAUCUUAGCCACAAUCAGCUGAAUGACACAUUUCCUUUUUGGCUACAGAGUUUAUUAAAUCUUCAGGUUCUUAUCUUAGCUCAUAACAAAUUUCACGGUCCAAUAUGUUGUCCACAUAACUUUUCUGGCUUUCUGAACUUAAGUAUCAUUGACUUGUCUUUCAAUGAUUUUAGUGGAAGUUUAUCAUCUGAAUAUUUCACAAAUUGGACUUCAAUGAGCAAAAUCUCUCACAGAAAUUCAUCAGGAGUGAAGUACAUUGGUGAUGAUGAGUCUUACCAGUACUCAGUGACUGUGGUAAAUAAGGGCCUAGAAAUGCUUUUUGUCAAAAUUUUCACCAUGUUUGUGUGCAUUGAUUUCUCGAACAACAUAUUUCAUGGAGAAAUCCCAGAGACAAUAGGGGAUCUUCAAUAUCUAAUCGUGCUCAAUUUGUCAAGUAAUAACUUUUCAGGACAUAUUCCUUCAUCUCUACGGAAUCUGGUUGAGCUUGAAUCGUUAGAUCUCUCUAACAAUAAGCUUUCUGGUAAAAUCCCUCCACAGUUAACUAGUCUCACAUUUCUUGAAUACUUGAACGUCUCCAAAAAUCAACUUACAGGUCCAAUACCACAGGCUGGACAGAUUGGGAUAUUUCCAAAUUCUUCUUUCGAGGGAAAUGCGGGAUUAUGUGGUCUUCCAUUGUCAAAAAAGUGUGGGACUCUGCUACCACCUUCUCAAGAUGAUGAGGAAUUAGAUUCAGUAUCAUUUUCCUUGAGUUGGAAAGCUGUUGUAAUAGGCUAUGGAGGUGGACUGAUAAUUGGACUGAUAGCUGGACAUAUCAUCACCUCAAGGAGACCAAGUUUGAUGUUCAAGAUUUUUGGUGUGAUCCCACAAAGGAGACGACGAUGA